AUGCGUAUUGUCUCAUGUACCAACGUGAAUGGUGUAAAACGUCUUGUUAUACAAGAUGGAGAUCGUUUUUCUCAGUAUGUAAUAAUUGUUAUGAAAAUGUACUCAUUUCGUCAUUUCUUGAUUUUUCUCUUGAAUCAUUAAGAUAACGCAAGCAUCAUCAAGUACAAUAACUAAAUGAAAAAAAAAGAUACUGCCUCUGCGACUGAUU
Molecule: messenger RNA, 208 nt
Organism: Rotaria sp. Silwood2
Lineage: Eukaryota; Metazoa; Rotifera; Eurotatoria; Philodinida; Philodinidae
Source: the annotation of a GenBank genome assembly